ACUCCGUAAUUGAAGGAGUCUAUCAGUGAGCAACUUUCACCUUUCAACCGAUUCCGUCCGGCGCCUAUUCCUUGGUCGAUCAAUCCCAUCAACUGUAUUAGUAUCUCGCAUACAUCCAAAGAAGGCUCUUAUUUGUACCAUCCUGCCUCUUCUUUACUACUGGGCAAAUACUACAACAUCAGCAUUGCUGUAAAACCUUACUGUACAAACUCACAAUGUCCGUCUCCGGUCCUGCCCCUGGGCAAACAGAAGCCCAAUGGCGUCAAGAAAUUCAAGCAAGAGUUGGAAAAGAUGAACGUCCUCAAACCGAUGACGUUUUGAAAACAAAAGGAAACGAUUUUGAAGAUUUUUAUUUGAAAAGAGAAUUAUUAAUGGGUAUCUUUGAAGCAGGAUUUGAAAAGCCAAGUCCAAUUCAAGAAGAAGCAAUCCCAAUCGCACUAACGGGUAGGGAUAUUUUGGCAAGAGCAAAGAACGGAACAGGUAAAACGGCAGCAUAUGUGAUCCCCUCAUUAGAGAGACUGAACCCAAAGAAGGCUCAAAUUCAAGCAGUUUUAUUGGUUCCUACCCGUGAAUUGGCAUUGCAAACCAGUCAAGUAUGCAAAACGUUGGGAAAGCAUUUGGGUAUCGAAGUGAUGGUUACGACAGGAGGAACUACAUUAAAGGAUGAUAUCAUCCGUCUUUCACAACCAGUUCACAUUCUUGUAGGAACGCCUGGUCGUAUUUUGGAUUUGGGAGGAAAGGGAAUCGCGGAUUUGAGUAAUUGUGGAACAUUUGUUAUGGAUGAAGCCGAUAAGCUUCUAUCACCGGAAUUUACACCUGUCGUUGAACAAUUGCUAGCGUUACUGCCAAAGGAGAGACAAGUUAUGCUUUUCAGUGCUACUUUCCCUAUCAUUGUCAAGGAUUUCAAGGACAAGCAUAUGGUUAAGCCAUAUGAGAUUAACUUGAUGGACGAAUUGACGCUGCAAGGUGUUACACAAUACUACGCUUUCGUCGAAGAAAGACAAAAGGUUCACUGCUUGAACACACUUUUCAGUCGCUUGCAAAUCAACCAGUCGAUCAUCUUCUGUAAUUCUACCAAUCGAGUGGAGUUGUUGGCAAAGAAGAUCACGGAUUUGGGAUACAGUUGUUUCUACUCUCAUGCAAAGAUGUUGCAAUCUCAUCGUAACCGAGUCUUCCAUGACUUCCGCAACGGUGCUUGCCGUAAUUUGGUUUGCUCUGAUUUAUUGACUCGUGGUAUUGAUAUUCAAGCAGUCAAUGUGGUUAUCUCGUUUGACUUUCCAAGAAAUGCAGAGACUUAUUUGCACAGAGUUGGUCGUAGUGGUCGAUUUGGACAUUUGGGUUUGGCAAUCAAUUUGAUCACGUAUGAAGACAGAUUCAACUUGUACCGAAUCGAACAAGAAUUAGGAUGUGAGAUCAAGCCUAUCCCAAGCACGAUCGAUAAGAAGUUGUACGUUAACCCAAGCUUGAUCACAGAAGAAGAAGAGAAUGUGAAGAAGCAAAAGAACGGUGUAAAUGGUCAACAAGGAGCACCAGUCAUUCCACCUACCCAACAAGCAUUCAUCAAUACAACUAUUCCACAAAGUCAAGAUUUCACACAAACAAAGCCACACAACCGAAAUCGUGGAAGAGGAGGUGGUCAACAACAACAAUCCUCUCAACAAGCAAACCCGCAACAACGGGCGUGAAGAUGUCUUUCCCAUUUUAUACUCUCCUUUGUUGAUCCUCAUCACGAUCAUACAUCGUACUAUGCCAAUACAAUCAAUCCCCCCAAUAUUUGCAGCACGUGUGACAGUAUGAAUAAAAGCGAAGGACAGUAUGAGUGAGUGUAGCAGCUUGAUUGCCGAGAACACUCACCCCAUCGUGAUCUUGACGUCGAUUUUUAAACGCGUAAAAUGACGUAGGACAUAAGCAAGCCCAGAAAAAAAAACAAUAGAGUGAAAAAGUUAACUCUUGAACCCUUUUUACGCCAAUUUUAUGCAAGUCUUUUGCAUUUCGGCAAUAAAAAACAAAAAAAAGUAAUGUACAAGCUUGUUUU
This is a messenger RNA of Meira miltonrushii, 2035 nucleotides long. Its product is annotated as putative ATP-dependent RNA helicase DHH1. Gene Ontology annotation, molecular function: mRNA binding; ATP binding; RNA helicase activity. Lineage: Eukaryota; Fungi; Basidiomycota; Exobasidiomycetes; Exobasidiales; Brachybasidiaceae. Bases 216 to 1685 code for a protein of 489 amino acids. The record is from RefSeq and is a predicted model, not a curated record. Gene Ontology annotation, biological process: P-body assembly; cytoplasmic stress granule assembly. Gene Ontology annotation, cellular component: cytoplasmic stress granule; P-body. The transcript has a single exon.